Molecule: messenger RNA, 1161 nt
Organism: Humulus lupulus (European hop)
Lineage: Eukaryota; Viridiplantae; Streptophyta; Magnoliopsida; Rosales; Cannabaceae
Exons: 2
Coding region: 1-1161 (386 amino acids)
Source: RefSeq, a predicted model, not a curated record
AUGGUGUUAUAUAAUGGAUCAUGGGAACAAGUUUUGAACGAAGGUUGGUCAUUUAGUGCUAAACAAAGCAAGGGUAUGAAGGUGCCAAAGACUAUCACUUACAAUAGUCUUGUUGAUCAAUUGUAUACUUUAAUCGGAGCUGACAAGUCUCGUAUUGAUCUUGACUUAAAUGUAAUCUAUCAUUUUGGAAGUAAAGGUAUCCCUCCAUCUUUGAUUAGUAAUGAUGAUGAUGUUGCUUUUUUUCUUGAUGAGAUAGGAACAUCUAUCAAUCAUCGGACACCCCUAUGUGUGUCUACUAUAGAGAAGAGAAGUAAUGAUCCUUUGGUUACUAAAACACGUGAGUUGUAUACUAUUCCUCCAGUUGAAACCAAAGUGAAUGAUGAUUUUUGCAUUGAUGGCAAUGAAGACAGUUGUGAUGAUGAUAAUAAUGAUGCAGAUGGCAAUGAAGACAGUUGUGAUGGUGAUAAUAAUGAUGCAGAUGAUGAUAAUGAAAAUAUUGAUAGGUCUACCUGCAAUGAUGUACUUGUGAAGCAUAAUUUACAACAGUCUACCUCCAAUGAAGUAUUAAAGAGCCAUGAUUCCUCAAAUAAUAGAGGUCGUAAAGUAAGACAGGUUGGUGAAGAUAAUCUAUGGAGUACUCCACUUUUGUUGAAUCAAGGGGAAAAAGGCUCUACUUCAGCCUCAACAGCUCAAUUACUGACAUCUUCUUCGAGUAUCAAUUCAUGGGAAAUAAAAGAGGGUCAAAUAUUUGAGAACAAGCAAGAGUUGAAGAUGAAACUCCAUCUUUAUGCAUUAAAGAAAAACUUUGAGUUUAAAGUAAAGAAGUCUGCGAAAAAUAUAUGGUGUACAGUAUGUGUUGAUGAUAAAUGCAAAUGGAGGUUGAGGGCUACAAAAUUGGUUAAUUCCAAUAUGUUCGAGGUUCGUAAAUUUUUCGGUGAACACACAUGCUCAUUGGAUGUUCGACAUAAAGAUCACCGUCAGGCAUCCCCAUGGCUUAUUGGACAUGUCAUAAGGAGAAAAUUUGAGGGUGAUGAUGUUAAUUACAAGCCAAGGUCAAUUGCAAAAGAUGUGAGUUUAUCAUAUGGAGUUCAUAUGAGCUAUGCUAAAGCUUGGAGGUGUCGAGAGCAUGCAUUGGCUUACUCAUUUGCAGAUGGACAAUGA